Messenger RNA from Penaeus chinensis, 5293 nucleotides. It is a transcript of the gene Gbeta13F, whose product is annotated as guanine nucleotide-binding protein G(I)/G(S)/G(T) subunit beta-1. Gene Ontology annotation, molecular function: protein binding; signaling receptor complex adaptor activity. The record is from RefSeq and is a predicted model, not a curated record. The coding region runs from base 623 to 1651 and encodes 342 amino acids. Lineage: Eukaryota; Metazoa; Arthropoda; Malacostraca; Decapoda; Penaeidae. The transcript has 9 exons. Gene Ontology annotation, biological process: G protein-coupled receptor signaling pathway. Gene Ontology annotation, cellular component: cytoplasm; heterotrimeric G-protein complex.
CUCAGUUACUUUCUAGACUUGGUGCCGAUCGGGUGGUCCGCUGCCGCGCUACCUGCCAGGUGAAGAAGUCCGGAGCGGAGUGUGCAGUGGUAGUGGACGUGUCGCAGUGGAGUGAGUGCUUUGGUACCUGGAGGACACCCUUAGGAAGGCCGCCUCGCUCGCCCUUCCUCGCGCCCAGCCCUGCCCAAGUGCUGACACUGGUCACGCAGCAGCAGAAGCAGCCGCAGGAGCGCAGCCGCCGCCCCUUGAUCGCCCGCCGCCGCCGUGCACCGCCAUCUUGAGCCACACUCCCCUCUCCCUGGCACCUCCCCCCGCUGCUGCUGCUACUGCUGCUGCUGCUACAAGUGCGUGCUCCGCAGCUGCUGCGGUUCCACUCGCUUGUCCUGUCCAAUUCCGCGUCGUUACAACAUGGCCCUUCAGUAGAUUGGCCCGCCACAGUGCGCCCGUGGCUUUUCAGUCCCAGCAGGGCUCACGCCCCCGUGUGUGUGUGCCGCCCGCGGCCGCCCGCGCCCCGGGACCCUGGGGGAGCAGCAUGAGAGCGCCUCCUCUGCCCCUGUGACCUCACAUAGCAGUUUGCACUGCCUCGACUCCCCUGGAUUUUUUAGUUUUGUAAUUUUUAGAAAUGAAUGAUUUGGAUAGUUUACGACAAGAAGCAGAAAGACUAAAGAACACAAUACGAGAUGCUCGCAAAAAUGCACUUGACACGACCUUGGUCCAAGCCACAUCCGGCAUGGACCCUAUUGGCCGAAUUCAGAUGCGAACCAGGAGAACGCUUAGGGGACACUUAGCCAAAAUAUAUGCCAUGCACUGGGGGUCGGACUCUAGGCAGAGGAAUUUGGUAUCAGCAUCUCAAGACGGCAAGCUCAUAGUAUGGGACAGUUACACUACAAACAAGGUGCAUGCCAUUCCCCUUCGGUCCAGCUGGGUCAUGACCUGUGCCUAUGCUCCCUCGGGCAGUUACGUUGCCUGUGGUGGCCUUGAUAACAUCUGUUCUAUAUACAACCUAAAGACAAGAGAAGGCAAUGUGAGAGUGAGUAGGGAGUUGCCUGGUCACACUGGUUACCUAAGUUGCUGUCGGUUCCUAGACGACAACCAAAUAGUCACAAGCUCGGGAGACAUGACCUGUGCCCUCUGGGAUAUAGAGACGGGUCAGCAGUGCACGCAAUUCACAGGCCAUACAGGGGAUGUGAUGUCCCUGUCCCUGUCACCGAACAUGAACACAUUCACAUCAGGUGCCUGUGAUGCGUCUGCUAAGCUAUGGGACAUUCGUGAUGGGAUGUGCCGCCAGACCUUCCCAGGACACGAAUCUGACAUCAAUGCAGUUACAUUCUUCCCCAAUGGGCAUGCAUUUGCCACGGGAUCAGAUGAUGCCACGUGCCGCCUAUUUGACAUUCGUGCAGACCAGGAGCUUGCCAUGUACUCUCAUGACAACAUUAUUUGUGGCAUCACCUCAGUGGCAUUCAGCAAGUCUGGCAGACUCCUGCUGGCUGGUUACGAUGACUUCAAUUGCAACGUUUGGGACUCCAUGAGGACAGAAAGAGCUGGUGUUCUGGCGGGCCAUGACAACCGCGUCAGUUGCCUGGGUGUUACAGAAGAUGGCAUGGCAGUGGCCACAGGCUCAUGGGAUAGCUUCCUCAAGAUCUGGAACUAAGCUUGUCAUGCCACCACCACUCCAGUAUCAACAUCAGUAUCUUCCCAAGGAACCAAAUUCCCUCUCUAGGAUACACAGUCAUGAAGCUUGGUGUUUGCAUGCCUGCGUGUGUGUCUGUGCAGCCCACGCUUAUGGUAACACCACUCUUUGCUUCAUAGCCACCAUUGAUGUGGGUCACUUAAGUAGUUGUGUACCGAGUGAGCAUGCUUGCCGGACCUGAGUGGAUCUUUCCUUUUCAUUUUUUGAUAUGGAAAAAAAUUAAAUGAGUGUAAAUGAGGUAGUGAGAGUUGUAAAUGUAAUGGGAGAACAUAAAUACAUUACAAGAGGCCCAUGGGUUAGUGGACACAAGUGCAUCUAGCACAACACUAAGACAAGUUGGAUCAUCAAGCAAGAAAUGGGGCAAAUCCACCAGUGCAAUGUGUCCCCCAGCCCACGGGCCCUCAUGGCUGUGACCCAACGAUGGUGGCGACAGCACACACGCAGAAGCCAAGGUGGCGCUGGCCCUUGUGUAGCCAGCUCGAGGAUGGUGAGGAUGAUCACAAGCAUCACACCAGUGGUGGGGGAUGCUGAGUUCCUACGGGGGUCAGCACUCACCCACCAUUCUCUUCCUUUGAUGUCUAGUCAGCCUGAAGGAGUUGCUGCAUGACUUUGAUGCUGAGUGUUUCCGUGGAAGCGGCGGUGGCCAGCGAGUGAUCCCUGGCCCCCUGUGUUUGAGCAGGUGGGUGCCGGCACACCUCCCAGCCGGUGCCUGGCAGGUUCUGUGGUGGCUGUGGUGGAUGACCAGGAUACUGUGCCUGGAGCUGCCACACCUCCCACCCUCCUGCUCCUUCUGCUGCUGCUGCUGCUGCUUGCCACGCGGAUGACAGAAGACUGCACCUGUAUUGUCCAGGCCUGAAGCUCAGGUCAGGGCCAAAGGGGUAAGCCCAGGUGAACGCUAUGGUAAUGUGUUCAUAAUGCCUUAAGGCAACCUCUACACUCCCUCGUGUCAGUGUGGAGAAAAGUGAGGUGCUUGAGUAAGACAAAAUUUUGUCAUGUUCCCUGCUCCACUGCUGCUUCUUGCGCGCAUGUUCUGCUCUUGUCAGGCCAAGCACCCAUUGAUGGAUUCAUCUAACAGGGGAAUGCUAUUAUCCUUAUUGGGACCACGUGGUGAUAGUGUAAAAUUGGAAUCGUUCAGAGAAGCUGAAAUCUUUGAUACAGUUACCCUUCCUGCAAAUGAUUAUGAGCGUGCACUUAGAUUUUGGAUUUAAGUGCCAUUUUCAUGGUGACCUCAACUGCCAAUGUAGUUUUAAUUUGGGCAAUUAUUAGUUAGAUAAUGAACAUUUGUACUCCCUUAAGCUAAUCCAAAUCUGAAAAUCAAUCAUAUUGCUUUAUUCAGUCUUCUUAAGAUGGUAAUCAGUGAAAUAUUUCCAUGAUAGCUUGUUGCAUUAGUGUAGCCCCAAAGCUAAAGUUAUCUCUUUGAUGAAAAGAAACCUUGCAUUGAACUCCCCAAGCCGGAGCACAUCACAUUACUAUCAGUGUUUGUUGGUAUCUGUAUUUGAUUAUUUUGAGUUAUUUUCAUGCAUUUAUUUCUAUUGUAGUAAACAUCUGUGAUGCCAAAUGUGCUGAAUGGCAGUCAAAAAGUCUAGAUGGAAUGUGUGUUGACAAGAUUACUGAAAAGAAAAUCUGAAUGACUUUAAUUGACAAAUUGCUCAGAUUGCAUAUAUGUAGAAUGUGAUGCAGGUUCAUAGAUUAUCUUCCCCUCAAAGAGCAGAGUGCUGCUAUGAAAUGGAAAAGGAUUAGAAUACAAUGUAGUUCUAUUUUUUACCCCAUUGGAAUAAACCUUUUAUGUUAAAAUGGUUUAAAAAGUGGAGGGGAAGUGCUCCUAGGUAUGUCCACCGACUCAAAGAGCGUAAAAUAUUUUCCAAGUUACGCACAACUAUUAGUAAGGGAAAAGAAAAAAAAAAAAGCACAAAAGGGUAAUUUUCAUGAUUAAAUCAGUGACAUUGGUGGACACAAAGAACAAUCCUAGCUCAAUUCUGCUGCUGUAAUUAUUAUUUUUUUUUUUUUCCUAUACCUCCUGUGUGUCAGAACCCAAUCAGCUGCAGCUUUCUCUGUACCCCAUAGAACCUUUUUAAUUUUGCCCUGCUCCCAAUUUCCUUUUGUGGCUGCCCGAAUUCCCCUACAUGUCACAAGAAAGCAAAGCUUUGUUGUGCGUACGUUCAAUGAUUGCUGAACCAAACAAUUUGAACACAAAUAUCAGCAUUUCAGGUUACCUGUAAGAAAGUUUCAUUAAUUAUUUAUCCCUUCAUUUUAUGUUGAUUAAUUGUGUAUGAUUAUUUUGCCAAUCGGUGAGUGUCCGGCCUCAGCCCUCUCGGCGGUACCGAACAAGACCAGACAAACAGGUAUUGAGACCUGGAUUUGUCCCUGCUCUCUCCACCACCCGGAAGCUCAUAGAACAGCCAAACAAUUUCUUAGUGACCAUCUUUAAGAAAUGCAAGGGCUCAGGGCUGUUCUAUGGCCCUCUGGCUGUGGGUGGGAGCCUGUUCGGGAUGGGUUUGUGUGGUCAGUCGGCGACGGGGUGCUAGUAUGAGUGUCUUCCGUACACCCCAGGGGCACCUUCUGCUUAAGUUGCUGCUUCCCGUGCCCCUGUGUUGUGUGUGUGUGAGAGGUGGUGGCCUCUGCCCACCAGCCACCCCCAGUUCCCUGCCCAGUGCCCUUGGAGUACGGUGCAGGACUCAUGCUGGCACCCAGCCCCGCGGUAUCGUCUUCAGGGACUUUCAAGUGAGGCCACACACUCACUUGUAUGUCCCAAGUUUCUAAUAAAGAAUAAUGGUAGUAGUUUUUUCUCAGCCAAAAACAUGUGUAAAGAUAAAGUAUAAAUAGUAGUCAGAUUUUAAAACCCUUUUCCGGGAGUGUGAAGUGUCAAUUGUAGCAUUAUAAUUCCAUAACUGUAAUGAUACUAAGCCAAAUGGAACCCUCUCUCCAAGGACAGCGCCCUAUCCAGGAGACGCCAGCAGGCGGGCGCGGUGGUGGAGGGCGGGGUGAGGCCAGAAGCAGCAACAGCGUGGCGGGGGCCGGGGAGCCGCUCACCACCACGACCAGCAGCACCCAGCCCCUGCCUCACGCCCCACGCUCCCGUUGGGGGGGCCGCCCCGCCACGCCCCUCCCCCACCACCAAAUAACACACUCACAAACAAGUGUGCAGCAAAGUCACUCCUGCUACAAAAUUGUUAUUUUACAUGCAAACAAUGAAUUUAUGUAAACUUAAGCAAGGUAUGAAUUUUUAUUUAGAAAAGUGGUUUCUAAUACCCAAUGAGUUGUAGAACAGAGUCCACCGCAGAGGCGUAACUUUUACACAAGGCGGGCCCCAGGGCGGCUGUGUGUCUCCACCAUGCGUCAGUGUGCCAGUAAAUGGGGGGCAGUGGUUGCUGGGGUUGUGUAGGAAAGGCGUCACUUGUGUCUCCUGACUUCACGCUUCAGUCAACUGCUGCCUCGUGUAGGGUGCAGUAGAGCACCGCCUCCACCGUCCCUGGGACUUGCACACUGUUAUAUGAGGGAUUUUUCAAUUGAUUCCGACUCCGGUUGUAGCUUAUGAAGUCUCGUUUGUGAAUUUGUCAUGUAAGUAACUAUCUGACUUGUCCAAUAAAGCUAUUUGUCUUUACA